Leptidea sinapis is the source of this 1239-nucleotide messenger RNA. It is a transcript of the gene Or49, whose product is annotated as odorant receptor 47a-like. Gene Ontology annotation, molecular function: odorant binding; olfactory receptor activity. The transcript has 8 exons. Lineage: Eukaryota; Metazoa; Arthropoda; Insecta; Lepidoptera; Pieridae. The coding region runs from base 1 to 1239 and encodes 412 amino acids. Gene Ontology annotation, cellular component: plasma membrane. The record is from RefSeq and is a predicted model, not a curated record. Gene Ontology annotation, biological process: sensory perception of smell; detection of chemical stimulus involved in sensory perception of smell.
AUGGAUGGAACUUUGCAAGUAUUCGAUAGAGUUCUAUCCUUCGUCGGAAUUUCCAUUUUCGCGAAAGGAAACUGGCACUCUAAGGGAUGGAUGAUAAUCCAGAUUUUCAACUUCUUUCUCGGUUUCCUAACUUUUAUUUUCAGCUCCGGUUUUGUUAUAUCCAACAUGUCUGAUUUACUAUUGUGCAUUCAAGGCGCUAGUGUUUGGACGACAGGAGUUAUCAUGUGUAUUUCAUUAGCCAUAUGUCUGAUCCAUAAAAAAGACUUCGAAAAAUUUGUGGAAGAAAUGGCAUUCAGGGAUCCGGCUUUAAGUAUGCCGAUAGUCCAAUUUGCUUUAAAGUGUGAUAAGCAAGAAGGGAAAAUAAAGGAGCUGAAAACAAUUGUAGAAGACUCUCAUAGCCAAUUGUUUGAUAUGACCAGAAUUUUGCUACUUACAUACGUGGCUAGUGUUUGGUUUUGUGUAACGUUGUAUAUAUCUGGGCCGAUAUAUCAGAUGAUUGUUAGUGUUGAUGAGUCGCAGCGUUCAUUGGCAUUUGACAUGUGGUUUCCUUGGAGCCUGGACAACAUGGCUGUAUAUAUACCAUCGUUUGUGUUCCACGCGUACGCUGCCUAUAUGUGUUGUAUUGUAUAUCCGGGCCUUCAAUCUACAAUAAUACUUCUCGUCGGACAAACAAUACGACAACUAAAGAUCAUAACAUUUAUAUUGUUAAAUCUUCAAUAUAUUGUGUUGGAAAUAAAUGGGGGAAAGGACAAAAAUUGGCAAUUGGCUAGUACGACGCUUUUGUCGCAAUGUAUCCAACAUUAUAUCAAAGUUAAAGGAUUCUCAAAUCGUCUCAUUCGAAUUUGCCAGCCAUUCUAUUUGACGUUGAUUCUCGUAGCAACUAUGCUUGUAUGCGUCUGCUCAGUAAAAAUUGCAGUUUCGGAUAAAUUUUCUGUCGAUAUUGUGAAGUAUUACGUACAUGAAUUGUGUUUCAUAUUGGUUGUAUUUAUGUUUUGUUAUUUGGGACAGCAAGUCGAAAACCAGUGCGAAUAUUUAGAAAGAGUUGUGCUGGAGAGUUGGUAUAUUUACGACAAAAAGCACAUAAAACAUGUGCUUAUUUUCAAAAUGGCACUUGAUCAAAGGAUGCCAAUAUAUAUUUUUGGAACUAUAACGCUCUCGCUGCCAACAUUUACUUGGUUUAUUAAAAAUGGAAUGUCAUUCUUCACUCUGGUAAUGUCUGUAUUAGAACGGAGAAAUUAA